AUGAAUCAAUAUGACCGUGGCAAUAAAAGCAGCUACAUCAACCAUGACAAGGAUAUUGUCAAUGAAACUACCUUAGGUAAAAGACAGAGAUUUUUUAAUCUCGUGAAAAAUACGAAAGAUGUUUACAUACCUUCAAUAACGUCUACAAUAUCACAAAAAACUGUAGACGGUUUUAAAAGAGGAAUUAAUGAUCGAAAUGAGCCACAGCUCAAUCUUCCCACGGACGUGGAUAUCUUAUUUUAUCCCACUUAUUCAACAAAAGUUGGAGAGCAAUUUGAGACCACAAUUCGAUUUAGUGCCUCGUCACCUGGAAAUCCAGCCAGCAGGAAAAACAGGCUACUUUUCUCACUUUGCAAACAACUUGUUAAGCCAUUUCCAUUGGAAGAGCUUGAUGAUGCCUCUUCGGAUGCCAUGCCUGAUGAUGCGAUAGGGAGUAGUGAAUCCCGUUCGAACCUUAGCAGCAGAAGUACAAGUACAAGUUUAAACUCUUCCGGUCAAAAUUCUACUUCGAAUAGCUUGCCCCUUCAUGAACUUGAUAAUUUAAAGGAGAGAACGCUUGGAUUUUUUGCAAGAAGUGUGCCAAAUUUUCCAGUUAUACUCGACAUACUACCAGAAGAAGGAAUUUCGAAUAGCCAAACUAUCACAAAGACAACAGAUGAAAGGGGUUAUUUAUAUGCAAAAGUGAGAACUGAUUUUCAACCGUCAUCAAUAAGAAUAACUCUGGACACCCCAAUUGAUUUUCCCAAGAUAAUUUCCCGUGAAUAUCCCUGUAAUUAUGUUAAACCUGAAGGAUAUGGCAUAAUAAGUGAUAUUGAUGAUACAAUAAAGCAUACUGGGGUAACAGGAGAUAAAAGAUCCAUGUUUCGUAAUGUUUUUGUGAAUAAUAUAGACACAUGGUUGAUUAGUGAGGUAUCACAGUGGUAUAAGACGCUUGAAGAGCAUUUUGAGAUUGACUUUUUUUACAUAUCCAACUCACCCAUGCAAAUUUACCCAGUUUUGCAACAAUAUAUUACGAGAAACUUUCCGAAAGGACCUCUUUUUUUGAAACGUUACUCCGGUAAUCUAUUAUCAAGUAUCAUGACAUCUAGUGCCAAUAGGAAAAUACUGGCAAUAAAACAGGUUUUCAAUGAUUUUCCCCAUAAAAGGUUCAUUUUAGUCGGGGAUUCUGGAGAACAGGAUUUUGAAGCCUAUAUCAAUACAGCAAUGCAACACCCCGAUCAAGUAGUUGGUAUUUACAUUAGAUGUUGCAAGAAUUCAAUGAGUGAUAUGGGAUUGAGAGAAAUUGAGGUCAUGAGAGAACUUAACGGUAUGGUUCAAGAUGAGUACCUAAGUCCGAUAGGAAUCAAAAAUCAAGAGGAUACCUUCUCAGGUCGCAAUUUUGGGCAAAAAAUGAACUUAAAACAAACCGUUCCAACCCCACCACCUGUUCCUCCCAAAAAACCAAAAUUAACAGCAGAGCAGGAAAGAACGAUAAGGGAUUCAAGGGCGCCCCCGAUUCCGACUAGAAAACCUGUUUUAUCAGCAAAGCAAGAGGAAGCAAUAAAGGAGUCGCAUUUAUCUUCUAAUGCGAGUACAGAAAACCGUACAAGCGAUUCAAUAAAAGCACACCCAAUGCAAGAACCACAAGACGAAACAGACCCAAUGGUGUACUAUACACCUUCAACACAAAAUGAUUACGGAGCUUACAGUACUUUUUUUGAUAAGAAAGCGGACAAUUGGAGGAAUAGAGUGCUCAAUGGUAUUAGAGAAUUGAAGCAUUUAAAAAAAAAUCGUAGUAUAAGACUCAUGUUCUUCACGAAACCGGAUGCCCCACUGAAGGACUGUUUGGAGGAGAUACAGCAAAAAUAA
Messenger RNA from Zygotorulaspora mrakii, 1848 nucleotides. It is a transcript of the gene APP1, whose product is annotated as phosphatidate phosphatase APP1. Gene Ontology annotation, molecular function: phosphatidate phosphatase activity. The record is from RefSeq and is a predicted model, not a curated record. Gene Ontology annotation, cellular component: actin cortical patch. The transcript has a single exon. Bases 1 to 1848 code for a protein of 615 amino acids. NCBI's taxonomy places the organism in Eukaryota, Fungi, Ascomycota, Saccharomycetes, Saccharomycetales, Saccharomycetaceae.